AUGUUCUCGGAAAAAGCAGCCCAUGCGGUACCUGCUACUUCUGAAGCCACGGAUCUAGCGCAUAUCACUGAAAAUGAAGAUCAGCCUGAACUACUAUCUAGUAUUCCCACAAGGAGUAUCCUACGCGGAUGCCUCCAGGUUCUAGGUGCAUUUUUUAUAUUUUUCAACGUCUGGGGCCUAAGCUUCGCAUUUGGAUCCUUCCAAAGCUUUUAUGGACUCACAUACAUUCAAUCAUCUACUGCAUCAGACAUAGCAUGGAUCGGCACAAUCCAGUCAUGGCUUCUAAUUGUCGGCGGGCUACUAUCUGGCCCGCUUUUCGACCUCGGCUACUACAAAGUGAUGAUAUUUGUCGGAAGUUUCUUAGGCGUUAUUGGUAUGAUGAUGCUCAGUCUUGCAAGUACAUACUAUGCGAUAUUUUUGAGUCAAGGGGUAUGCAUGGGUCUCGGAUUUGGGCUGCUUUAUGUGCCCAGUAUUGCAUUGGUUAGCCGCUCAUUCACGACCAGACGAGCUGUUGCUUUGGGCGUCUCAACCAGUGGCGCUCCUGCAGGUGGCAUUAUCUACACCGUUAUGUUCAACCAGCUUAUUUCAAAGUUGGGAUUUCCUUGGACUGUUCGUUGCAUGGGAUUUGUCAUGCUUGCACUUUUCUCUGCAGCUGCUGCCCUACUUCUGGUGCCAGAGAGGAAUACCAAGAAACCCGAGAGAACUCAACGCAGGAGUCUGCUUGAUACACAGGCGUUCAAGGAUAUACCAUUUUGGAGUUUCACCGUCGCCAACUUUUUUCUUUACCUCGGUUAUAUCACGCCUUUCUAUUACGUUCCAACUUACGCGGAAACGAAACUGGGAACAUCGCGAACGUUGGCUUCUAAUAUCUUGAUGAUAUCUCAGGCAUGUUCGAUCAUCGGCCGUGUUGUACUGACCAUCUUUGCUCACCAUUAUGGGUCAAUGAUCUCAUGGAUCUCGUGUGGCAUAUUGUCAGGUAUACUCUGCAUCAGCUGGAUAAGCGCAGACAGCCUUGUUAAAUUUAUUCUAUUUGCUUCUUUUUAUGGUGGUAUUUCCGGAGCUUUGAUUCCACUUCCACCCAGCGUUUUCUCUCAUGUCUGUCCUGACCCUAAGAGGCUUGGGACAUGGCUUGGAAUGGCACAGAGCCUGAGCAGUUUUGCAACCCUGUUGGGACCGCCCAUAGCAGGCGCACUUGCUUCAAUUGGCGCCAAUGGCAGUGCUGAUUUGAAUUAUCUCGGCAUUCAGCUAUUCAGCGGGAUAACGAUGGGCUUUGGGGCGCUACAGCUGACAGGUCUAUGGUACCUACUCUACACAAAGAGAGGCAAGACGGGUCUUUUUUGA
Molecule: messenger RNA, 1341 nt
Organism: Penicillium arizonense
Lineage: Eukaryota; Fungi; Ascomycota; Eurotiomycetes; Eurotiales; Aspergillaceae
Exons: 3
Coding region: 1-1341 (446 amino acids)
Biological process (GO): transmembrane transport
Cellular component (GO): fungal-type vacuole membrane
Molecular function (GO): transmembrane transporter activity
Source: RefSeq, a predicted model, not a curated record